AUGACUUAUUCCAUUCUCCCCGAAGCCUGCAUCCUGCCGGUUGAUUGCAACUUGCAACACCCCAAGCUGCCUGCUAUCCGCCAAAUCGACGCUGCGUCGAUUGACUUUGCCAUCUUGCGAAACUGGCUUCUUCACUGCCAGACUCAUCACUCAGCGACAUGUGGACCUUUAGAUCAAGCCCUCCUGCAGGAGAUCACUGGCUUGAAGUUGAUAGACUGUCAAACAAGACAAGUCGUAGAAGCACCUAGGGACGCUACCUAUGUGGCUCUUAGCUACGUAUGGGGCAAGACCCAUGCUGCCGAAGCGACAGUCUUGAGCCUGUCCUCUUUGUCAGAAACUGUGCCAAGAACCAUCGAGGACGCGAUACAAGUGGUACUACAACUCAAUCUUAAAUACCUAUGGGUAGAUAAGUAUUGUAUCAACCAGUCUAACGAUAUCGAGUUGGCACAGCAAAUUUCCAUCAUGGACAUGAUCUAUAACGCUGCGUUCUGCACUAUCGUGGCAGCCUGCGGAGAGGAUGCUUCUUUUGGCCUGCCUGGAGUUGGUUUAACAGCGAGAUCAGAACAACCGGCAAUCUGUCUGAACGGCCAAGUUUGGGUGUCAAGCCUUAGGGACCCUGCGCCGGCGAUCAAGACGUCGACAUGGGCCAACCGAGGCUGGACCUACCAAGAAGGGCUGUUUUCUAGGCGGCGUUUCAUAUUUACUGAGGAACAGGUCUAUUUCGAGUGCAACAGAACCAGGUGUCUGGAGACAGUCAGCUAUGACCUUUACUAUCAGUCGAACACUACGUACUACGGUCCUGGCGGGAUAUUCCAUGGCAGUUUCGGGUAUGGAGAGGACGGUAAACUCCGUUGGCACAUCUUGGCAUAUAGCAAACGGUCAUUGUCGUUCCAGAACGACAUUAUAAACGCUCUCGGUUGUGUUUUUCGGCUAUAUUCGCACAUGUCCGUUCCGACGCAUCACUAUUGGGGUGUUCCCAUACACUACGACUCGGACUGGCACUCUCUCUGGCCAGCCAAGAGUGCCGUGAUCGAGCCGGACACUUUCCACCGGUUUGAGGGUGAGAUCGACGCUACCUUUGCCCGCGGCCUCUGCUGGCAACUAGAGGUCGACCAUCCCUUGGCAAGAGCUAAAGACUGA
Molecule: messenger RNA, 1140 nt
Organism: Fusarium keratoplasticum
Lineage: Eukaryota; Fungi; Ascomycota; Sordariomycetes; Hypocreales; Nectriaceae
Product: HET domain-containing protein
Exons: 1
Coding region: 1-1140 (379 amino acids)
Source: RefSeq, a predicted model, not a curated record